AUGGCGCUAAGAAGACAAUAUACAGCUGAAACAGAGAACCUUUUGCGAGAGAAGGGACUGAAAUGUGUCUGUGAGUUAUGCGAUUGCGGGUGAGUUACUAAACGAAGCAUGACUUGCAACUUAAAGACGCGCGUUGUUCGACACAUUUUCGUUUUCGGCAGCUGUUUUGUUGCUGUGUGAUUAAAGAAAUUCUGUUACUUCUUUAAUCAAUGAAUAGAUGAAAUAACAUUUCGGCGGAUGUGUGAAAAUUUUGAGUAAGGUUUUGGCGUCCUCCUUCUUCUCGCAUUAUGUGUCGUUUUGGUAAUUUACAGUAAACAAACCGCGGCAGACUUUUAAUUUCUUUUAUCUCCCUAAAACAAUAAUUAGCUGUUUCCAUAAAACUUCUUGCAGUUAGCUAAAUUUAUGCAUUUCACUUUAUCAAAACAAAGUAAAAGGCAUUCUUUUGGCUUUAUGAUUGCAAUGUAUCAAAAACAUAGUGAAAGCAACACUCAACAAAUUUCUAUUCUCCGCGGUUAGUCAACGCUGGUCGGACUCGUCUUCGUUUAUAGGAUAGGAAUACACAUCUCAAGUUCCUAAGGACGACAUCUUAGCUUUUUUUUGACAAUAUCCCGAUUUAAAUUAUUUCAGUACAUAAGACGUAGGCAUGGGAGGGUGGAGAGGAACGGUACAUCUGCGGGUGAUCAGAUCACGCAACACUGAACACAGAACUUUAAGACAAAGAAAAACGGUGGAUAAAAUACUGAUUUUUAAAUCGAUUAUCGUGUUAUGGAAACGAAAAAAAAAAACUCAUAAAAAGAAAGAGAACUAUUUUUUCUUUCGCUUGUAAAGCUAAAAAUAAUUUUACAUUCGCUAGUCAAUUUAAAUAUCUUUCAAAGUAUUUUCAUUUGUUGGGAUUGUUUACACUAAGAGCCAAAAUGUGACUCUUGUUUACACUUAGGCAGCGUUCAUACUUGGUGCGACACUUGGUGCCCGAGUACAGUACUCGCUGGCCAAUAAUGUGAACCGCCCUUUUUUCAAGUACCUACCCUAGAAUUCGGGCACGGUGCCGGUGCCUGAGUACAAGGUAUCGACCUUGUACUCGCGAUCUGGCACAAAAGUGGGCACCGGGUCCCUAUGCGCACACAGUUUUUGUACGUUCCGGACAGUCAUCUGCUAUGUUCUCGCUGCUAAGCGCAUGUUUCAAAAUGGCGUCUGACAGGGCGACAUGGGGUAACUAUGUACACAGUCACGUAUUAGGUACUCAAAGUGUGAACACAACGCCAUUAUGUGCCAGUACCCAGGCACUGGUUCCCGUGUGGACAGCUCCUUAGUCUUCUCGUCUAAAACUGAUUGAAAAACAAGCAUAUAAUACGCUGGCAAAACGAGUCAGAUUUUUUGGCUUUAAGACUAGUACAGUUUGUUUGUUGUGGUCUACGAACUGCUAAAUCAACUGUAGUUACUUUAAUUUUUUUCUGUACCACGCGCUCUGGUAUCUUUGAUUAGGGCAGGUGUAUUUUUAGUUCGGCUGCACGUGACCUAUCUCAUGCCAAAAUAAUGGGAUACAACUCCACCUAGUUGGAGACCUGAAGUGAGUGAAAAACAAAAAGUUCUCAAUAGUGAGUUAGUCGAGAUCAGUCUAGGACCGGGCUCUAGGUUUGGAAAGGAUCAAAUCACGGGGCGGGCGCAAAGAAAGAGGCAAACUAUGAGCGAGGGAUUGAUGUCCCAUUCCACGACUCACACGACGGCGACGACAACGAGAACGCCAAAAGUGCAAUAGGUUGAAUAGGCAAAACAACAACUCUGCACGUGCAUCACGCUUUUUUUUACAUUUCUUUGCCGUCACUGCACGGGAAAAUGCCUAAUCUCAAGUUUUAGGGAGGACGUGAACAAGCGACGGCCAAAUUUUCUUUCUCUUUCUGAACUUGAAUAUGGUUCUUAGGAAUUCGGCUAAAAAACAUUCGCUUGCAAAUUAAAUGAGUAAGAGGUUUAUAUUUUAUCAUGCGCGCUCGACAGACUUUUAAGAAAAAUAGAGGGUCAGUUAACAGGCUAAACCAGCGGAAACCGCCAGAAACGGGCUUUGAGAAAAUCUAAUUCUUAGUUUUCGUUUGUGUCAGUCACCUUAAAAUUACAUUUCUUCAAUAUAGCUGAGUUCCACAUACUUUUUCAUACUCUGGUAUUGUUUAAGUCAUGUCCCAUAAUUCUGACCAUGAAAAGGUCACAUGACUGCAAGCUGCAAAGAGCGUGGCUAUCAGUUAGUCGGUAGGGAGCAGCGUAAAGACCUUAAAAAAUUUUAAAUGGAGAAAAUUUGGAAACGAGGAAAAAAAGUGGCGGGGUGGGGGAGGGGAAGUAGGAGGUCUGGAAAGAAAGAGAGAGUCCUUCUCUGUUUGAUUUUGUGUUAUGUGGCGACAUGUAUUAAAUUAAAAAAAUGUACGUUUGCUUUUUUCGUCAAUAGAAAGGUAAACGAAGCUCAGGCUACCGCAGACACGAGGCCGAAAAGGGUUUUCACUUUUUGCUGGUAAGAGGAUUGUAAUCAGGGAAUGAUUUCUGUUUUUUUUCAUCUUUUCUUAGGGGGUACCAUCGCCAUGAAGGUUGCACCAAGAACCCUCAGAGGAUAAAACAAGUGUUCAAGAGGCCAGGUAUGUCUGACGUCAAAACAGAUUAUCAACAUGCCUACACGCUUCAUGAAGGUUCCAAACCACGUAAUCCAAGGAAACCGCUGCCUCGACUAAGAAACCCCAAUCCUCCUCCGAUGGAUUUUAGGACAGUGCAGAGACUGGAUUUCAUUGAGCGAAAGCCAGAACCUCAAGGACUGUGUAAGGUAUGAGACUAGUGAUAAACUGUUUUGAGGUCAAUGUGAGCAUUGAUCAUGGUCUUCAUAGAUGACUUCGAUGACUAUCCCCCGUUGAGGUAUACAUCUAGCACACGGUACCAACCCGGAGGGGGAUAGUUGUUUAUUAAGUAUUUACUUAUAAUGCAGUUAUAGAGAAAUGGAUAAGUAUUUUUUUUUGUAAAUAAAAAACUCUUCAUUUACGUUUUAACUGACAGUGCCUUGCCAUUUCAGCAAGAAGAUAAUUUUUUACGUACUUGUAAACCCUGACACAGGCCAAUUUUCGUGGCUGUCUUGGUAUUUGUUGGUAUAGCUGCUUUAUUUAUUGUUAAAAAAAAUCUUUCUUCCGAAACGAGACGCCAUCUUGACUCACCUUUCUAAAUUGCAUCACUAUUAAACUCUGUAUGGUAUUCCAAGCCAAUCAAAGCGCGAGAAUUGCUAUCCACCGAUUUGGAAAAUGGUGAUGUGACAGAUGUAUAUAAUUGCUUCUGAAACCAGCAUUGCUUUGUAGGUGUCUAAGUUUUUUGUUGCUGGGUGAAAUCAAAUUUUGUGAGGAUGACUAGUUAGUUGAGUCAUGUAAAAGGUUGAAAUUUUAGGGAAUUACGGUAACCUAAUUCCAUAGUGACUGCCCAUCUAAAAUAGGACUGUAGAAUCCUGACUCGGCUUUAUAUACUACAAAAUAUGUUGUUUUAAUAUCUGGACUUUGCUAUUAUUUCCACAGUUUGUGGAAGAUUAUAAAAAACCAGAAGAGAAAAUUGAAGGAAAGACGGUUUAUGCUCAAGACUUUAUCGACAGGGGACCAUCCACUGUGGUAAAAAUAAAACGGCCUCAGACAGUUACACAAAAUAAGGGCCUCAAAUUCCAGUCGGCGACAACACAUAGCGAAACGUUUACUGCAAAAGUGCCCAGCCCAAACGCACCAUUCGGUGAGCUACCCUGCUAUACGGGGGCCAUUCUUUAUCCUGAAAAAGACCGCAAACAUGACGUUAAAACAUGGAACCAAGACGUGUACCGUGGCAAGUUCGCAGCCAGACCGGAGGCAUUUAAACCGAAGCAAUCUCAGGUGACCAUUGGUAUUGAAGGAGAUCACUUUUUACGGACAGUCCAUAAAGACGAAUUUAAGACCCCCGGAAGUGACGCAAGACCCGAAGCAAAGGUUCGCCAACCGACAUUGAAGACCGAGAAGCGUGCGAAAUUCCGAGACGACACUCAAGCGAAGAGUGACUUCCCAGGUUUUGGCGGGAAGAUGCCCUUACCGCCAAAACCCAUUUCACCUCCCCCUGCGACACUCCGAUUGGCUAUGAACAAUUCUCAGGAUUUUGAGACAACCAAUAAGAAGUUUUACAAGAUCACGUGGGACCCAAGCAAGAUCGAACGCACCAAAAUUUUGAAGCCCGACGAUGGAGAAUACGCUGCGCCAGAUAAGAAAUUCGCCACCACAACAAUCACUAAAGAAGAUUUUAAACAGAAAGAGCCGGUCAAAGUGACAAAGAUAAGACCCCCUUCGAAGAUUGCGCCAAGCAAGGCAAAGUUUUUUGACGAAACCGCUUAUAACGCGCAAUUUAAAGCUCAUGGGACAGUCCCCUAUAUUCGAUACGGGGAUUUUCACGAGACCAGCUUUUACCAGAAGCCUGCCGUAAAAUUCCAUCAAGACGGAUCCGUUACCAAUCAAGACUUCAAAGGCGCCGAAUGUGGACGUCCGCGAACGUGCAUGAAACCAGAGGAGAAGUUCCAGAGGGGAAACGAAAAGAUAUCGGGUUUGACAGCGUACACGGAGGCCUACAGUCGGAAGGAGCUUCCUGAUUGCUCGUAUCUUAAAUGGAGAUCUAAUCAGUUAGCCAAAAAGGCUUUAGCCACAGUUUGAUGAAGUUUUAUAAUAAGUUUUUUUAUUGAAAAUUGCGUAAUGAUCGCACAAGGAAAUUUUCAGAGACAUCGCUAGGUUUUGACGUUGAAAUUACUGGGACCGGUCGGAUUACUAAAUGUAUGAAUUGAGUUGACGUUGCUCGGAUGAUACCAGAAAUCGUAGAGUAGAAAGCUGGACCCGGUCUCCAUGAAUUAGACUGACAAUAAUGAUUUUUUUCUUCAAGAUUGGGUCUUCAACCUACCUCUUCACCAGGUUCCUUGCCGCGUUUACCAAACGAGCAAAGAUUUGGGAAACUAUUAUUAUUCUUAUUAUUUCGGGAAUUUUGAUUCAAGGAAUAAAUGGCGCGUUUUAAUUAGAAGGCGCAAAGGAAAUCAGCCGUUUCUGAACUAUUUUCGAAGCGGAGAGAUUUCGUUUCAUUUUACACAACAAAAUACACAAGGCUCUGAGUUUCUUGCCAGCGCACCUCCGAGCAAGCUCUUGACUUUGAAGAUGGAGGCGGGAAAGGGAUAGCUGAGUCAAUUGCUUUCUUGCUGGUUACUUGGCAACCUCAAUGUAUUGUCGCUGCAGACAUUUUGAACACCACAAGGGCCAUUUGGGAACUUAAGCAACCACUGACAACGACGGCGCAAAAACGUCACUUUAGAAAAGUGAAUUUGCGCUGUUUGUAACUGACUACAUUAUUCUUACUCCAUCUCGUUCUUUUAUGAAAUUUUAGCGACUUUUUCGGAGUUAAAUCCUAAAGGACUGUAGCUAAGGCCAAAAAAAGAAAGAGGAGAUCGUUGACGUGAGACCAGGUUUUCCGCAAAACGCGAAAUUAGGAAGUUUUAAGUUUUAGUUGUGUAUCAUCGGCGAAGG
This is a messenger RNA of Porites evermanni, 5525 nucleotides long. NCBI's taxonomy places the organism in Eukaryota, Metazoa, Cnidaria, Anthozoa, Scleractinia, Poritidae. The record is from the annotation of a GenBank genome assembly.